AUGAUCUUUAGCAACAUUCUCCUUUCUACUGUGGCUGCUGCCGCAGUUAUCAACCUGCCCCUCAAGGCCCGAGACCUCUCGGACGCCCCUGAGAUCGCUGCCGAGCUUUUCAAGCGACAAGCAGGUGUUUUCCACAGCACCCAAACGAAGGGAGACAUCUUUUACGAGGCCGAGAUCGAGAUUGGAACCCCUCCCCAGAAGGUCUCCGUCUGCUUCGACACCGGAUCCCCCCUUCUGUGGGUGCCCGGAUCUAACUCCACCCAAUGCAAGGAUAGCUGUAAGGGACGAACCUACGAUGUCAGCAAGUCUUCCUCCUGGCAGUACCAGAAGGAGGGAAAGAAUUGGGGUGGAACCGGAAAUUGGGGUAAGGAUACUGUGUCCUACGCCGGACAGACCCUCGAGGACUUCAACGUCUGGGUCUCCAAGGACAAAAUUGCCAACUCCCAGGGUAUUUUUGGCCAGUCUAUCUCAGACAACAAGCACGGCUCUUUUAUCCAAGGUCUCGCGGACUCUGGAAAGAUCUCCCGAGCUGUCUACUCACUCAACGCCGAGAAGCCCGUCCUUUUUGCCGACGCCUCUACCAAAGGAGUUGUCACCAACGUCUAUUAUGGAGGUUUCGACAAGGCCAAGUACGAAGGUCCUCUGACCACCAUCAACUGCAGCCACCCGGGUGGCUACGGCAUGCCUCUGGGCGGUUUGUCCAUUCAGGGAGAGGAAAUUCCCGAGGAGAAGAACAAGCGACAAAUUGUUCUUGAUACCGGAGGAAUCAAGGUCCAGUACUCUAACAAUACUGUCGAAGCUCUCAGUAAGAAGUUUGGUGGUGAAGGACAGUUCUCUGAGGGAGCCUGGGAGGUCGGUUGCGACCAGAAGCCCGAAAUCACCUACCACUUUGGAGAGACCAAGAUCGACAUGCCUCUGUCUGACUACGUCUCCAAGGGCAAGGAUGGCAAGUGCCGAAUCAACAAGAUCCAUCUUUCCGGCAACGAUGUCAAGACCUUGCUCACCGGCCCCACCCUGAUCUCUCGGGCUCUGGUCAUCUACGACAACGAGCGAUCUCAGAUCACCAUAGCCAAGGCCAAGUACACCGACGAGACCGAUGUUGUUGAGAUUACCGGCGACAUUCCCGGCGCCGUCCCCUUCAAGCCUUAG
Yarrowia lipolytica CLIB122 is the source of this 1149-nucleotide messenger RNA. RefSeq lists its product as uncharacterized. Lineage: Eukaryota; Fungi; Ascomycota; Dipodascomycetes; Dipodascales. Gene Ontology annotation, molecular function: aspartic-type endopeptidase activity. Gene Ontology annotation, cellular component: fungal-type vacuole. The record is from RefSeq and is a predicted model, not a curated record.